Merops nubicus (carmine bee-eater) is the source of this 912-nucleotide messenger RNA. Its product is annotated as DNA-binding protein Ikaros-like. The coding region runs from base 1 to 912 and encodes 303 amino acids. Gene Ontology annotation, biological process: regulation of transcription by RNA polymerase II. The record is from RefSeq and is a predicted model, not a curated record. The transcript is spliced from 7 exons. Gene Ontology annotation, molecular function: DNA-binding transcription factor activity; RNA polymerase II cis-regulatory region sequence-specific DNA binding. NCBI's taxonomy places the organism in Eukaryota, Metazoa, Chordata, Aves, Coraciiformes, Meropidae.
AUGGAAACAGAUGAGGCUCAAGACAUGUCCCAGGUUUCAGGAAAGGAAAGUCCUCCAAUUAGUGAUGUUCCAGAUGAUGUAGAUGAGCCUAUGCCUGUACCAGAGGACCUGUCAACCAGUACUGGAGGACAACAGAGUGCUAAGAAUGAGAGAAUCUUGGCUGGUAAUAUUAAAAUAGAGACUCAGAGUGAUGAAGAGAAUGGGCGUGCCUGUGAAAUGAAUGGGGAAGAAUGUGCGGAGGAUUUACGAAUGCUUGAUACCUCGGGAGAGAAAAUGAAUGGUUCACACAAUGGCCCAGGCAGCAAGGCUAUGUCAGGAGUUGGAGGCAUUCGACUUCCUAACGGAAAGCUAAAGUGUGAUAUCUGUGGGAUAAUUUGCAUCGGUCCCAAUGUGCUCAUGGUUCACAAACGAAGCCACACUGGAGAACGCCCUUUCCAGUGCAAUCAGUGUGGAGCCUCCUUUACACAGAAGGGCAACCUUCUGCGCCACAUCAAGUUGCACUCAGGUGAAAAGCCCUUCAAGUGCCACCUGUGUAACUAUGCCUGCCGCCGCAGGGAUGCCCUUACGGGACACCUGAGGACACACUCGGUUGGCAAACCCCAUAAGUGUGGAUACUGUGGUCGCAGCUAUAAGCAGCGCAGCUCUUUGGAAGAACAUAAAGAACGAUGCCAUAACUACCUGCAAACCAUGAAUAUCUCAAGCAGCCUUUAUUCAGUCAUAAAAGAGGAAACUAACCAGAGUGAAAUGGCUGAAGACCUGUGCAAGAUAGGGUCAGAAAGAUCCCUCGUGCUGGAUAGACUAGCAAGUAACGUCGCCAAACGUAAGAGCUCUAUGCCUCAGAAAUUUGUUGCACUUAUGAACCAGGUCAUUACACGACCUGGACAGGCUCUUGGAGUUGCCUUAAAAACCUGA